GGAGUUUGUUUUCCUGUCAAAGUCUUCAAGUUCGUGAGCUCGGUUGCGCUGCGGGCGGAGUUGUUUAUUGUUUUUGCUAUUUUUUCCGAUGAGUUCCACCCGGUCGGUAUCUAUCUCGGGGUGAAUCUGAAGUUCGACAGUCGAAUUCAAUGUAGAGCUCGCAAACAACCCGCAGUUUCGUGCCAUUCCUGCUCUAAACAAGUCGAGAAAGGACCUCCAAAUUUCCGUUAGGCAAACCUCGAUCGCUCAUCGCCAGGAUAAUGAAGCGCCACGACAACACGCUCCUUUACGAGCUGCUUCCCAUCAUUCUUUGCGGCCUCGCAAUUCCGCUUUCUAUUUUCAUGUGGCUCGGAAACAUCGCUUUCUCCAAAAUCAAAUGGGGCAGCGAAAUGGACGCUGAAAAUUCAGUGAUUCCGCCGACGCGAUGGCUCUUCUCCACGCUGGCGCCCAUCAUGCUGAUGGUGUAUGCGAUCAAACGCAAGGCGGUCAGCAAGUCGGGCGCUGUUCUAGGUAUCAUCAUUGCAAUUAUUCUAUCGAUUGCAAGUCAUGCUUUCUUCGCGUCACUGGUCGUUUUCUUCUUCACGUCCUCGCGGGCAACCAGAUUCCGGGGUGAGAUGAAACGGUCAUUUGAGGCGGACCAUAAAGGAGGCGAAGGGAAGAGAAACUGGACUCAAGUCCUGUGCAACGGGGGCAUGGCCACUCAACUGGCUCUCCUGUAUCUCCUCGACUGCGGAAGUGGCGAGCGUCCGAUUAAUUUUUCGGAGCACUAUCGAUCGAGCUGGCUGGGAAUCGGAAUCAUGAGUGCAUUCGCCAGCUGCAACGGUGAUACUUGGGCCAGCGAACUAGGAACAGUUUUAAGCUCGGCAGACCCCUUUCUGAUAACAACAUGGAAACGUGUUCCGCGCGGGACAAACGGAGGAGUCUCCUUCAUUGGGAUUCUGCUGAGUUUCAUUGGAGGUGCAUUCGUUGGCCUCGGCUACUAUCUAACAGUUCGCUACACAGUUGAUUCGCCACUCCUCAUCGUCAGCCCAGUACAGUGGCCCUUAAUUAUUUACGGUGGAAUUGCAGGUUUGCUAGGUUCCCUUGUUGACUCACUGCUAGGAGCCACGUUACAGUACUCUGGCGUCGACCGAAGCGGAAAAAUUGUCGAUCAUUAUACGGAUGAUGUCAAGUAUAUCAGCGGUUUGAGAAUUCUAGAUAAUCAUAGUGUAAAUUUAAUCUCGAGUAUUGUGAUGGGGGUUUUGAUGCCUAUAAUUGCGUUGAAGACGUGGCCAUUGAUCUAUUGAAAUUUGACCGACUGAUUUACAUUCGAAUAGUCACAAAGGUUGACUGGUUGUUUGAUUUUAGAGUUAGGCUCGUUUUAUGAUUCAUGUUUUGUUAAGUUGCUAAAAAUAAGAGAAACAUUUCAAUCCACAUUGCGUAUUGCAUGCUACAUUCUAUGUCUAUGGUCCCAGUUUCAAUGUAUAAUUCGUUGAAUUAUUAACUAUUAAUUAACUCAAUGCAAGAACUGAUCCCAUUGAAUUGUUAUAUUUAAGUUUUGUGCAAUAACCCUCUUUAAGGUAUAAAAAUAUAUAUUUUCAUUAACGGAG
This is a messenger RNA of Hermetia illucens (black soldier fly), 1589 nucleotides long. RefSeq names its product transmembrane protein 19. The record is from RefSeq and is a predicted model, not a curated record. Lineage: Eukaryota; Metazoa; Arthropoda; Insecta; Diptera; Stratiomyidae. Gene Ontology annotation, cellular component: membrane. Bases 261 to 1286 code for a protein of 341 amino acids. The transcript has 4 exons.